CUGGGCUGCUGCUUGCUCCGGCCGGGGGUGGAGGGUGAAGGUGUGCAGGGGAAUCAACAGCGAGGCAAAGCUAACCUGCGGCCAGGGCGUGUGAAUAUUCAGAAGGGUUCCGAUUUGUGCUCGUGUGCGAGCAGGAGAGUUAAAGCAUCAUGAUGUCCCAUGUAGAAAACCGCACCAUGACCCAUGUAGAAAAUCGCAGGGUGACCCAGGUAGAAAGCCGCACGACGACCCAGGUAGAAGAAACCUUGCAGUACAAUCACCACAACUAUGAAUACGAGCUGGAGGACUACAUGAUGCAAGAGGAGGACUGGGAUAGAGACCUUCUCCUGGACCCCGCCUGGGAACAGCAGCAGAGAAAGACUUUCACUGCUUGGUGCAAUUCACAUUUACGGAAAGCUGGCACUCAGAUUGAAAAUAUUGAAGACGACUUCAGAAAUGGCCUUAAACUUAUGUUGCUUUUGGAAGUUAUUUCAGGUGAACGACUCUCAAAGCCAGACCAGGGCAAGAUGCGGUUCCAUAAAAUCGCAAAUGUUAACAAAGCUUUGGACUAUAUAGCCAGCAAAGGAGUAAAGCUUGUUUCAAUUGGUGCUGAAGAAAUAGUAGAUGGGAAUGUGAAGAUGACUCUGGGGAUGAUUUGGACUAUCAUCCUCCGUUUUGCAAUUCAGGAUAUAUCUGUAGAGGAAACAUCUGCUAAGGAGGGCCUACUGCUCUGGUGCCAGAGAAAGACUGCUCCAUAUAGGAACGUAAAUGUGCAGAACUUCCAUACAAGCUGGAAAGAUGGCCUUGCUCUCUGUGCGCUCAUCCACAGACAUCGACCUGACCUUAUUGACUACUCCAAGCUACAAAAGGAUGAUGCCCUUUACAACUUGAACCUUGCCUUUGAGAUUGCAGAAAAAGAACUGGAUAUUCCUAAAAUGCUGGAUCCAGAAGAUUUUGUAAAUACAGCAAGACUUGACGAAAGGGCUGUUAUGACUUAUGUUUCCUGUUACUACCAUGCGUUUGCAGGUGCAAGGAAGGCUGAGAUGGCAGCCAACAGAAUUUGCAAGAUACUGGCGGUUAAUCAGGAUAACGAAAAGGCAAUGGGAGAAUAUGAGAAGCUGGCCAGUGAGCUCCUGCAGUGGAUUCAGAGGACCAUCCCCUGGUUGGAAAACCGGACCCCGGAGAAGACGAUGCAGGCCAUGCAGCAGAAGUUGGAGGAUUUCCGAGACUAUCGCCGCCUGCACAAACCUCCCAAAAUCCAAGAGAAAUGCCAGCUAGAAAUCAACUUCAACACAUUGCAGACCAAGCUGAGGAUCAGCAACAGGCCAGCCUACAUGCCUUCUGAGGGCAAGAUGGUUUCAGACAUUGCAGGUGCUUGGCAACGUCUUGAGCAGGUAGAAAAGGGUUAUGAGGAAUGGCUACUGAGUGAAAUAAGAAGACUGGAGCGUCUGGAGCAUCUGGCUGAGAAGUUCAGACAGAAAGCCACGACUCAAGAAGUAUGGUCAUAUGGGAAAGAUCAUGCUUUGAUGCAAAAAGACUAUGAAUCUGUCACUUUGACUGAAGUUCGGGCUUUGCUGAGGAAGCAUGAGGCAUUUGAAAGUGAUCUGGCUGCACACCAGGACCGAGUGGAGCAAAUUGCUGCCAUCGCGCAGGAACUGAAUGAGUUGGAUUAUCACAAUGCUGCUGGAGUAAAUGAACGGUGCCAGAAAAUUUGUGAUAAAUGGGAUGACUUUGGAACUCUCACUCAGAAACGGAGAGAAGCUUUAGAGAGAACUGAAAAAUUACUGGAAACAAUUGAUCAGCUAUUCCUAGAGUUUGCUAAGAGGGCUUCCCCCUUUAACAACUGGAUGGAAGGAGCAAUGGAAGAUCUACAAGACAUGUUUAUUGUUCAUAGCAUUGAGGAGAUACAGAAUCUUGUAGCAGCUCAUGAACAAUUUAAGGCCACCCUUCCAGAAGCAGACAGUGAGAGACAAGCCAUUCUGGGAAUCCUUAAUGAAGUACAGAAGAUUACUCAGACCUAUGGCAUCUCAUCCACAAUGUCCAAUCCUUACACCACCAUAACCCGUGAAGAAAUUACCACCAAAUGGGACAAGAUGAAGCAACUGGUUCCUCAGAGAGACUCCUCCCUGCAAGAGGAGGUUGUACGGCAGCAUUCCAACGAGCGUCUCCGUCGGCAGUUUGCCAGCCAGGCUAAUAUAGUUGGACCUUGGAUCCAGCGUAAGAUGGAGGAUAUAGCUCAAAGUUCUAUUGAAAUGAGUGGAACCCUGGAAGAUCAGAUGAACCAACUGAAACAGUAUGAGGAGGUCGUCAUUAACUACAAACCCAAUGUUGACAAACUAGAAGGAGAACAUCAACUUAUUCAAGAGGCCCUCAUCUUUGACAACAAGCACACCAGCUAUACCAUGGAGCACAUCCGAGUUGGCUGGGAGAUGCUGCUCACUACAAUUGCCAGGACUAUCAAUGAGAUCGAGACGCAGAUUCUAACCAGAGAUGCAAAAGGAAUCACCCAGCAACAAAUGAAUGAAUUCCGGUCUUCAUUCAACCACUUUGACAGGGAUGAUUCUGGCAAGCUGCGACCAAAGGAAUUCAGAGCCUGCCUCAUCAGCCUUGGACGUGUUGGAAAUGAUAAACAGAAGAAGAAUGGAGCGAUGGAGCCUGAUGAUCUCAGAGCUUGUCUCAUCUCCAUGGGCUUUGAUCUGGGUGAGGCUGAGUUUGCUCGGAUCAUGAAUUUAAUUGAUCCAAAUAAUACUGGCAAAGUGACUUUCCAGUCCUUCAUCUCUUUCAUGACCCGAGAGACUGCUGACACAGAUACAGCUGAUCAGGUCGUGGCUUCCUUCAGGAUUCUGGCAGGAGAUAAGCCUUACAUUCUUCCUGAGGAAUUGCGUCGAGAACUGCCCUCCAAACAGGCUGAAUACUGCAUUUCCAGCAUGCCACCCUACAGAGGGCCAGGCAGUGUACCAGGAGCCCUGGACUAUGUCUCAUUUUCAACUGCACUGUAUGGCGAAAGCGACCUGUAAUAAAGAAUUUAGACAGUCUUUUCUUUCUUUCCAAAGCCUGAAUAUUUUAGUGAUUGAAAGUGUAGAUCAAUGAAUAACCUUGUGUGCAAUAUUAGAAGUGAAUGUCUAAAAGUGACAUAGUGCUGUGUGUAGCACUAGAAAAAUGAAGUAGGUCAGCCUGGUAUAAGUUGUAUUAAUGUCAUUUUGGGGAAAAUCCAUUGGAAUUUGAUGAAACUGAAUACAUACGUGUGACUGCAAAAUCUGAUGCAUAAAUCAUAUUUUAAAAUUUGAAAAUUUAACCUUCCUGGUAUUAAAACUGACUCAUAGGUGACUUACUUGAUAGAAUUGUUCAUGAAACACACAAAAUUACAUUUCUAAUAAUACUUUUAAAAUAAGUAGUUCAUACUCCUAUUACAGUAUUUCCACGAAAAAGCUGAUUAUUCAUCAUUACUUAAGUACUCUGUGACAGCAAUCAAAAGGUAAAAUUAUGGACCAGUUGUGAGUACAAAAACAUCUGAUUGUUUAGCAGUGGGGAUGUAGCUCAGUGGAAGAGCGCAUGCUCUGCAUGGAUGAGGCCUCGGGUUCAAUCCCUGGCAUCUCCACACUGGUGAUCCUGAAUUACUCUAAAGGGAUGUGGUCUGGGUGCGGGUAGAUGGGACUAAGCAGAAGACCAGGCAGCAUGGAAAGAUGGGCCCAAGGGCCUGUUUAUGUGCUGUGGUUCUCUAUGACUCGAUAACACUGUGCAUACCUUUCUCUUUGCUACCUGCUGCUCACCUCAAUCCUUCAUUCCCAUCAAUCCUUCAAAAAUAAAAAAAAUGCAGAUGCUGGAAACCUUUAGUAAAAACAGAAAAUGCUGGAAACGAUCAGCAGGUCAGGCAGCAUCUGUGGGAAGGGAAACAAAGCUCAUUCUGAAACAUUCACUCUGUUCCUCUUUCCACAGAUGCUGUCUGACCUGCAAAAUGUUUCUAGCAUUUUCUUUCUUGCUUCAGUCCAAUACGUUGGUGAAUCUAUCUGGUUCUAACUUGAAGCUGCUAAGAAUGUUUGGCUGCACAAGGUGGUGUGUAUUCUGUGCUGUAUACUUGCCUUUCCUCUCUGUAAAUUGAUUAAUUUAAUUUGUCUGCUCCCCUUAUCCCUCCUAGGCUUAGGUUCUUAGCCCUUUUCCUUCGUAAUAUUUGAUUGUCAAAUGUAUGGACAUUAAAAACCACAGUGAAAGAUUAUCAACCUGAAAUGUUUCUCCACAGAUACUGCUUUAUCUGCUAAAUAUGUAAACCAGUGUUUUGUCCUAUUUCAAAUUUCCGGCAUCUGAAAUAGUUUGCUUUGUUGGGUUUAGUAUAUUGAGCACCUCGGCAAUAUUUUCACUGGGAUUAAAUAUGACUGUGUGAAAUGAUGUUUGGUCGCCCGUUUUACAUUUUCAUUGGAGUGGAAAUGAAAAUCAGGAGAUAUGUGAAGUACUGACUCGUUAUCAUCUGUUACACACAUUGUAUAAAGAUCUGUCAUUCUUCAAUCAUUAGAAUGAAUUCCCAGUCUCUGAGAUUGUUCUUUUUCAGUAUUGGA
This is a messenger RNA of Pristis pectinata (smalltooth sawfish), 4529 nucleotides long. Its product is annotated as alpha-actinin-2-like. The record is from RefSeq and is a predicted model, not a curated record. Gene Ontology annotation, molecular function: actin filament binding; calcium ion binding. Lineage: Eukaryota; Metazoa; Chordata; Chondrichthyes; Rhinopristiformes; Pristidae. Gene Ontology annotation, biological process: actin cytoskeleton organization; muscle cell development. Gene Ontology annotation, cellular component: plasma membrane; cortical actin cytoskeleton; cell junction. The coding region runs from base 150 to 2996 and encodes 948 amino acids. The transcript is spliced from 22 exons.